Molecule: messenger RNA, 1296 nt
Organism: Acanthochromis polyacanthus (spiny chromis)
Lineage: Eukaryota; Metazoa; Chordata; Actinopteri; Pomacentridae
Product: monocarboxylate transporter 2-like
Exons: 4
Coding region: 109-1296 (395 amino acids)
Biological process (GO): monocarboxylic acid transport; transmembrane transport
Molecular function (GO): monocarboxylic acid transmembrane transporter activity
Source: RefSeq, a predicted model, not a curated record
CCCCCGGCAGCUCUGUGGGACACGUGACCAGGCGUCAAAGAACCACAGGCUGAAACUACUGUGGCCAACUUUGGACAGAAAAGCAGUGGAGGCGCUCAGUGAAGGAUCAUGUCCUCUGCUCCCAAAGAUGUGUUGGGCAACAAACCACCGGAUGGGGGUUGGGGUUGGAUGGUGGUGUUUGGGGCCCAUAUUUCCAUUGGAUUUGCUUACUCAACACCCAAAGCCCUUUCCAUUUUCUUCAAGGAGAUCCAAAUGGACUUAGGGGCCAGCUACAGUGAAAUAGCCUGGAUUUCCUCCAUCAUGUUAGCAGUCAUGUAUGCAGGAGGACCGGUGAGCAGCGUGUUGGUCACUCGCUUUGGAAGCCGACCAAUAGUCAUGACGGGCGGAUUGAUGUGCGGAGUUUCUAUGGCAACUGCUUCUUUUGGGACCUCCAUCAUUUAUCUCUACUUUUGUAUUGGUAUCAUUGGAGGUUUUGGACUCUCCUUAAACCUUAAUGCAUCUCUCACCAUCAUAAGUAAAUAUUUUCUAGUCAGGCGUCCUCUAGCCAAUGGACUGGCCAUGGCUGGGAGUCCAGUGUUUCUCUGUUUCCUGGCCCCUGUUAACCAAUAUCUACUGGCUACAUUUGGUUGGAGAGGAAGUGUACUUAUCCUUGGGGGUAUGAUGCUCAACUGUUGUGUUGCUGGGGCCCUGAUGAGGCCUGUUACUCCACCUGAUAAGUGGACCUCUUUUGCACUGCAGACGAAAGUGGAACAACCAAAUGAGCAUAACACGAAGAUAAAACGAAGCUUUGGGAAAAACGCGAAGAAGUUCUUGGAUUUGUCUUUUUUUAAAGACAGAGGAUUUGUCAUUUACCUCAUAGGAAAUGUGAUGUUCAUCUUUGGUGCCUAUGCACCCAUCGUGUUCCUCUCAGCGUAUGCCAUUAACCAAGGCGUGGAGAAGUAUUCUGCGGCCUAUCUCCUCUCUAUUAUGGGCUUUGUUGACAUGUUUAUUCGGCCUGCAACCGGCUUAAUUGCCAACAGCAAGUGGAUUAGGCCCAGAAUCCAGUAUUUCUUCAGCUUUGCCAUGGUUUUCAAUGCUACGUGCCACUUACUGUGUCCUCUGAUCAAGAGCUACACCUUCCUGGUGGUCUAUGCUGCAUUUUUUGGCAUAGGUUUUGGCAUGGUUUUCGCCCUAAUAUUCGAAUGCCUCAUGGACCUGAUGGGAAGUCAGCGCUUCCCCAGUGCUGUUGGACUGGUCACCAUUGUAGAGUGCUUCCCCAUGCUGCUGGGACCACCUGCUGCAGGUAACACACCCUGA